Molecule: messenger RNA, 810 nt
Organism: Lodderomyces jiufengensis
Lineage: Eukaryota; Fungi; Ascomycota; Pichiomycetes; Serinales; Debaryomycetaceae
Gene: HEM4
Product: uroporphyrinogen-III synthase
Exons: 1
Coding region: 1-810 (269 amino acids)
Biological process (GO): uroporphyrinogen III biosynthetic process
Molecular function (GO): uroporphyrinogen-III synthase activity
Source: RefSeq, a predicted model, not a curated record
AUGACUCAAAAGGUUAUCCUACUAAAAAAUCCAAGCACACCAAAAGACCCCUACAAUGACUUAUUCCAAUCCCAAUCAAAUUAUAAUCCUGUAUUCAUACCUUUAUUAUCUCAUACUCAUUCACCAGAAAAAGAAACCACUAUAAAAUAUCUACAAUCUUAUGAAUUUUUGAACGAUAUCUCAAUUUUUAUAAUCACUAGUCAAAGAGCUGUAGAAAUGUUAGGAGAAUGUAUAUCUGAACUAUCAUCAGAAAUUAAGCACAAAAUAUUUGAAAAAAUAGGGUAUACAGUUGGACCAGCAACUUAUAAAAUUCUAAAAGAAAUUGGAUUCACGAAUGUGAGAGGUGGAAUUGAUGCAGGAAAUGGAUUAAAACUUUCAGAAAUUAUAAUUAACGAAAUUUCAAAAUCUACAAAUAUUGUUUUUUUUACAGGUGAAAUUAGAAAAGAUAUCAUACCUAGAAAAUUAAUUGAAUCAGGAUAUUUGAAUUUUAAAGAAUAUGUAAUGUAUAAAACUGAAGAACAACCAAAAAUAAUUGAUAAUUUUAUUGAACAAUUUUCAACUAGUUCAAAUGGAUGGAUUGUAUUUUUCAGUCCUCAAGGUACUUCUAAAAUCAUAGAAUAUUUAAAAAUUAAAGAAAAAGAAGAGAAAAUAUUUCAAAAUUGGAAAUUAGCUAGUAUUGGACCAACUACUGAAGAAUAUUUAAUACAAGAACAUGGAUUGGUGCCUAAAGUAAUUGCUAAGAAACCUGAUGCUUUUAAUUUAGUUGAUGGGAUUCUAAAAUUUGACAAUCAAGAGAUGAAAACAGAGUAA